Molecule: messenger RNA, 1350 nt
Organism: Cryptococcus deneoformans JEC21
Lineage: Eukaryota; Fungi; Basidiomycota; Tremellomycetes; Tremellales; Cryptococcaceae
Product: cytoplasm protein, putative
Exons: 8
Coding region: 78-1229 (383 amino acids)
Cellular component (GO): P-body
Molecular function (GO): hydrolase activity
Source: RefSeq, a predicted model, not a curated record
CGACUCUCCCUUACCAGAUAUAUGUCCGCUGUGCUCCUAUCGUAUUCUAUCCCCACUUUCCAUAUAUACACCAUAAUAUGCCUCAGCUCAAGACAUACAGCGAGAAGCCAGUCGUUCUUUUGACCAAUGACGAUGGUCCUCCAUGCGCCUCCUCUCCCAAUAUUUAUGCAUUCUGCAAACUCCUUCAGUCACGUCUCGGGUGGGACGUACGAGUAGUCAUCCCUGACUGCCAGAAAUCUUGGGUCGGAAAGUCAUAUGCUAUUAGUGACAUCGUCACUGCCAACUACUUCUAUCCGCUUGAACCGGAUGGAUUGAAAGGAGAAAUAACUCAGACUCGCCGUCCGCUGAAAGAAGGAGAGUCAAUGGAAUGGGUUCUUCUAUCUGGAACUCCCGCAACAUGCGCCAACAUCGCACUGCACAACAUUUACCCUGGCCAGAUCGACCUUGUCAUCUCCGGUCCUAAUCAUGGCCGUAACUCCUCAACAGCAUUCGCCCUCUCGUCCGGUACUCUUGGCGCUACCCUUGCCGCUUCCCUCUCUGUCCCUAUUCCCGGUCCCUUGACCUCCCCGUCCUUACAUGAAGACCACAUGCCCUGUAUAGCCAUCUCUUACGGUGUCGUCACCCGUCCAGUUUCCGAUAGAGUUCUUGAACUCGCAACCGAGACAGCGGUGGAUGUGUGCCAGCAGUUAUUCGAUAACUGGGGAGAAGAUAAAGAAGUGGGUGGGAAGGGACUUGUGCCGAUAUAUAGCAUCAAUAUACCGCUUGUCGAGGCGGCUCUUGAGAAGAACGAGAGAAAGAUAGUGUCAACAGAGAUGUGGAGAAAUGCGUAUGGGCGAUUAUUCAAGACUACUAAACUGUCAAAAGCGUUGUACGAUCCCGGAGAUGACCCCGUCCAGAUUGCUCAUGGCUAUAUGAAGAGCCAAGACAAGCCCAACACCGUACAGACCUCCACCUCCCUCCCAUCUCAUCCACAUACCUCUAAAACAUCCACUGCCGGCCCCGCCGCGCUCCCGACUCCUGCCCCACCAUCCCCAAUCACGCCCAAAAACACGAAGGACGAGGAGCAACAGCUCAAGUUCCACUUUGCGCCCAACAUGCACCCGUUACUAUUUCCACCUGAAGGGAGCGUGCCUGAAGGCACAGAUGCGUGGGCGUUCGCAAAAGGAUGGAUCAGUGUGACGCCUAUGAGAGCCGAGUAUGCUUGUUUGGGAGCGGCAAGUAUCGAGUAACAUGAAAGAUGGAACAUUAACCAUCAUAACGUACAUUAUAACUGUGUAACGUAGACAUUUAUGACAUGUGCAAAGGUAUAAUACAUGACUGGUAUGACACCUAGGAUAUCCCUCGUCCCCG